Molecule: messenger RNA, 237 nt
Organism: Babesia sp. Xinjiang
Lineage: Eukaryota; Apicomplexa; Aconoidasida; Piroplasmida; Babesiidae
Product: 40S ribosomal protein S21
Exons: 2
Coding region: 1-237 (78 amino acids)
Biological process (GO): endonucleolytic cleavage to generate mature 3'-end of SSU-rRNA from (SSU-rRNA, 5.8S rRNA, LSU-rRNA); translation; endonucleolytic cleavage in ITS1 to separate SSU-rRNA from 5.8S rRNA and LSU-rRNA from tricistronic rRNA transcript (SSU-rRNA, 5.8S rRNA, LSU-rRNA)
Cellular component (GO): ribosome; cytosolic small ribosomal subunit
Molecular function (GO): structural constituent of ribosome
Source: RefSeq, a predicted model, not a curated record
AUGAUUAACGACGACGGAAAGCUUGUUGACCUUUACAUUCCACGCAAGUGCUCUGCCACUUCGCGUUUGUUGCCUGCUCGUGAUCACGGGUCGAUCCAGAUCAACAUCGGCUUGACCGACGAGAACGGUGCUUACAACAACCAGAACGUGUCAUUCGCUCUUAGCCGUACCCUAAGGUUGGGAGGUGAUGCUGACGAGGCUAUGAACCGCCUGUUCAAAGAGCACGGUCUACUCUAA